GGCAGCGAACCGUUCCAGUUUCCGUUUCCGCUUUGAUUUCUUGACAUUGUGAAGAAGGCUCGCUGAAUAUCAGAUUCAUUGCUUGAUUAUCCUUUCCAGAAUCUUCCAAUGUAUUGAUGUCAGACUGAUAGGAUUAUGGGCCAUGGUCAUGGGAACAGUGAGCUUCCUGAUUACAGGCAAUGGAAAAUAGAAGGUACCCCCUUGCAAAAUGUUCAGGAAAGGUUGGCUAAACUUGGUCUCAAGGAUCCAUGGCUUCGCAAUGAAGCAUGGAGAUUCUCAGGUGGCUUUGCAAAACCAGUCACUUUCCUGGACACAAUCGCCAAAGGAUUCAAAUGGGGUUUUGCCGCUUUUGUUGUGGCACUUGCAGUUGAAUAUACAUUUUUCCCCCCAGAAAAAAAUAAGGGACAUCACUGAAGAUUUGUUUGUGUCUUCUGGGUCUUGAGUCCAUUGUAUAGUCUGACGUUUCAUGGAAUGGAGCACAUUAAAGUUCCUCAAAGAAGAAUAUAUGUGUAGUCUCUCUUUCCUCCACAAUUAUGGGAAGAAACGUAGAUAUAUAUCAAAAUAGUCCAUUAUUACUUAAAGAGAAUGGAAAGGC
Notechis scutatus (mainland tiger snake) is the source of this 595-nucleotide messenger RNA. The record is from RefSeq and is a predicted model, not a curated record. Lineage: Eukaryota; Metazoa; Chordata; Lepidosauria; Squamata; Elapidae.